AUGCCGCCUGGCGCGCAGCCGAUGCGUCCGAGGCCGAUGCAGAUGAAUGGGCCGAGUGCUUCUCCCGCACGUGUUCCAAACACCCAAAGCCCACGGCCCCCGGGAGGCGCUGUGCCUUCGCCACGUCCGCCGGCGGGUGCGGCGCCAAAUGUACGCGCCCUCGGUGCGGUGGGUGCCACUUCGUCGCCGCGGCCGCCCGCCCGAUCGCCCGUGCCCGGCGCUCGCCCAGCGCAGUCAAGCGCGGCGGGGCUCGAAGGGGACGUGCAAAAGAUGCACGUCGCCAAUGCAGCUGCGGCCCCAGCGCCGCCCAUGGGCCCUGCGAAAUCCAAGCGCGCCGCGCGUGCGUAUCACCAGGAUACGACGGCAGCGCCUGCAUCCACGGGCUGGAACGAUGUCGUGACGCGUCCUCCGCCGUCCCAGGCGUCGUGGCAGCAGGAAGCGGCCGAGCGUGCUGAUGAGUACGCACGAGCGCGUCCCGAAGGCACUGAGGGCGGUGUGUUUAGUACGGCCGAGGACGAUGCCGCGCUGGACCAGGUCCCCGGCCAGCGCAACAGCAUUUCGACCACGCAGCUCGCAAUGAAUCGCGCCGCGCUGAAAGCUGCGUCUGGGACGGGCGCGCCUGGAAUGCCGCGCGCGCCCGUUCCGCCAGCCUCUGCAAUGCCGCCGGGCGCGCCGAUUGCUGGCAUGCCGCAGGGCGGCGGUGCAAAACCGAAAAUCGACCCUGACCAGAUCCCUGCGCCUACUGAUGCACAGUAUGCGGACCAAAACUUUUACUACCACGACUAUUUCGGCACAUGCUCGCGCGAAGGCCUCCCGCUGAGCACGACCAACUUUGCUGUGCUUGACCAGGGCAAUGCCUCGCCGAAAUUCAUGCGUAUGACGACCUAUUGCGUGCCGGCGACCGAAGAAGUCGCGCACACUUCGCGCCUGCCCAUUGCGGUGACGCUGCAGCCUUUUGCACAGCUCCGCCCCGACGAGACGCAAGUGCCUCUCGCACAGACGGCCGAGUCAGGCCCGCCGCGCUGCAAGCGGUGCCGCGCCUACAUCAAUCCCUGGUGUGUGUUUGUGGAAGGCGGGAUGAAGUGGGUGUGUAAUCUUUGCGGCAAUGCUUCCGACGUGUCGCCCGACUACUUCUGCAACUUGGAUGUUUCGGGGCGCCGCGUGGACCUUGAGACCCGCCCCGAGCUCACGCACGGCUCGAUUGAUUUCAGCGUUUCGCGAGAAUACUGGGCGGUGCAGGCUGGCGCAAAGAACACGAAUUUGCUGCCAGGCGCCAAUGUGGUGCCAGGCGCAACGGCCGACAUUGUGACCCCGUCGAAGAUGCAGGACAAUGUCGAUCGCCUCGCGGAGAACCUUGCCAAUGCUGGCGACAGUGACUCGGCGUCCAACACUGCCGCCAAAGCCGCCAAGGCCGCUGGUGAAGCUGCACUUGAUACGCUAAACCUCGGCAAGGGACACACGACGGUGCGUGCGCCGCGCCCGAUGACCUACAUGUUUGCCAUCGACGUGAGUUUUAGUGCGGCGCGGUGCGGUGCACUGCGUACCUGUGCCGAGGCCAUUCGCGAAGCGCUGUACGGCCCGCGCGAAUCGCAAGGCGCUGCGACCGAGUCGCCUGGCUUUGGUCUUCCGCCCGGCAGCCGCGUAUCCAUUAUCACGUUCGACCAGACGCUCCAGUUUUACAACCUCGACCCCUCGCUGGACCAUGCACAAAUGCUCGUUGUCCCCGACAUUGAAGAUCCUUUUGUUCCCAUCAGCGACGGCCUUUUGGUCGAUCCAUGGAGCGCGCGCCACGUCAUUGAGCCCUUUUUGGACGGCCUUGCUGCCCAGUUUGCCGAUACGAACGUGUCGGAGGCUGCGCUUGGCGCGGCCUUGCGCGGCGCCCAGGGCGCUCUCGCCAUGAUCGGCGGCCAGCUCAACAUUUUCCUCUCGACCAUCCCCACGGUUGGCCCCGGCAAGCUAAAGCACCGCGAAGACACGAAGCUGUACGGCACCGACAAUGAAAAGAACUUGUUCAACCCCCAGGACAAUUUCUACCGAGCACUCGGCGAGCAGUUUGCCCUUUCGGGCAUCGGUGUAAAUGCCUUUUUCUUCCCGAGCCAAUACAUUGAUGUUGCGACCAUCGGCUCCCUCGUCGCCGAGACGGGCGGUGAGGUCUUUUUCCACCCCCGCUUUGAUCCCGUGCGCGAUGGCGCGCGGGUCCAAGCCGAGGUCCAGCGCACGAUCCUCCGCGAGACUGCGUAUAAUGUCACGAUGCGCGUGCGCAGCACCAAAGGACUGCGCAUCGCCAAGCACUAUGGCAACUUCCACCAGACCACCGCGACUGAUCUCGAGUUGGGCACGUGGGAUGCCGACAAAGCGCUUACGGUGCUCCUCAAGCACGACGGCCGCUUGGAAGAGUCGCAAGAGGUGUACAUACAGUGUGCUGUGCUGUACACGAGCGCUACUGGCGAGCGUCGCGUUCGAUGCCACACGCUCGCUGUCCCAGUCACUGCCGCGCUAGGCAAUGUAUUCCGCUACGCGGAUCUGGACAGUGCGAUGGCCUUUUACGCAAAAGAAGCGUCGACCAUGGCGCAUUCCAAGUCGCUGAAGGAUGUGCGCAGCUAUUUGACGAGCAAGUGUGUGUCCAUCCUGCUCGCCUACCGCCGCAACUGCGCCUCCUCCACCAGCCCAGGCCAGCUCAUCCUCCCCGAGAGCUUCAAGCUCUUUCCCCUCUACACGCUCGCGCUGAUGAAAAAUAAGGCGCUGAAAGGCGGCAACGUGACCUCGGACGUGCGUGUCUUCUUUUUCCAUCUCCUCUCGGGACUCGGCGUAGGAUCGACCAUGGUGCUGCUCUAUCCACGCAUGAUGGCGCUUCACCGACUCACGCCAGAGAAUGGCGAGCCCAUUCAGCCCGCGAGCGGCCUGAGCCCCGAAAAGCAGGUGCUUGAAGACGCGCUGCUCAAAGUCACGCACCUGCCGCACUUUAUGCGCCCGAGCUUCCAGCGCAUGGAGCCGCACGGCGCCUACCUCCUCGAGAACGGCGAGUGGUGCCUGCUGUGGCUCGGCGCGCAAGUGAGCCCCAAGCUCUUGGAGGACUUGUACGGUGUCACCUCGCUGGAUGAGCUCGAUGCGCGCAUGACCAGCUUGCCAAAGCUUCCCACCAAACUCUCGCAGCAGGUGCGGAGCCUGGUGCAGGCACUCGCCGCACAGCGCUGCAAACCGCCGCUGCAAGUCAUCCUUGCGCGCCAGAACCGCGAUGGAAUGGAGGUCGAGCUGGCGAACAAUUUGAUCGAGGACCAGAACAACGAUGCGAUGAGCUAUGUAGACUAUCUCUGCUACGUUCACCGCGUCCUCUCGUCGGACAUGGCCAAGGGACACACGGAAGACAAAGGCGCCACCUCGCUCUGGAAGGGAUUUACAUAG
Molecule: messenger RNA, 3402 nt
Organism: Malassezia vespertilionis
Lineage: Eukaryota; Fungi; Basidiomycota; Malasseziomycetes; Malasseziales; Malasseziaceae
Gene: SFB3
Product: COPII coat Sec23p-Sfb3p heterodimer component
Exons: 1
Coding region: 1-3402 (1133 amino acids)
Biological process (GO): endoplasmic reticulum to Golgi vesicle-mediated transport; intracellular protein transport; COPII-coated vesicle cargo loading
Cellular component (GO): endoplasmic reticulum exit site; COPII vesicle coat
Molecular function (GO): zinc ion binding; SNARE binding
Source: RefSeq, a predicted model, not a curated record